AUGUUCCCAUGUUUGGUGUCACUACUGGAGUACCUCUUUCUUCCAGCCAGACAGGAUCCACCUGCCUCCAACAGAGCUGCCCCAGGAGCACAGCAGCACGUGAUGGCCAUCAUGAGACGGGGCCCUGAAGAUGCCUCCUCAGAGCCCCAGCUGGACCUGGGAAAGAAGAUGAGCACAACACAGGACCUGAUGAUCGAGGAGCUCUCCCUGCCGAACAACCCUGGCUCCCGGCUCUUCCAGCAACGCCAGAAGCGGGUGCAGCGCUUUGUCUUUGAGUAUCCCAGUAGCUCCAGGCAGCUCCCAGGGCAAAGGGCAGGUGGCUCACACCACACUGGGAAAGGUGAUCUAGAAGGAACAGUGAAUGAACAGAUGGCAGGGGAGAAUGCUGGGGGCCAGGAGAAUUAUCAUUCCGAGCUCCAUGUAGCAGCAUCACCCCAAGGUGGCCCCCCAGAAGUACCCAAGAAGUCAGAGAAGGUCUUGCACAUGAGCAAAGUCCUGAACCCCAGUGCCCUAGCCCCAGGGUACUCGAGCCCCCUCAAAGAAAUCCCCCACGAGAAGUUCAAUGUCACUGCCAUCCCCAAGGGCUACCAGUCCCCAUGGCAGGAGCUCUUUGGUGACAAGAAUGAUGCUGUGCAUGGCAAGAACCCCCCACCCAUGAGACCCCCUGCGUGGGACUUCAGGAGCUUCAACAGGACACCGGCCCCAUUUGACAGGGCGUUGGUUGGUGAGCUGUUCUCUUUGCCCACCGUAGAGCUGGAUAACCUGAGUGUGUUGGAGGUGAUUUCCCACAGGCCCAACUUCAACAGGGUGGCCCAGGGCUGGGUGCGGAUCCUGCCGGAGAGCGAAGAGCUGUAGGACGUGUGCUCCCUUCCCCUUGGCCACGGAUGGUUCCCUCACUGGACUCUGACACUCACAGGG
Messenger RNA from Catharus ustulatus (Swainson's thrush), 918 nucleotides. RefSeq names its product myozenin 3 (gene MYOZ3). Gene Ontology annotation, cellular component: actin cytoskeleton; Z disc. Gene Ontology annotation, molecular function: FATZ binding; telethonin binding; actin binding. The coding region runs from base 1 to 855 and encodes 284 amino acids. The transcript has 6 exons. The record is from RefSeq and is a predicted model, not a curated record. NCBI's taxonomy places the organism in Eukaryota, Metazoa, Chordata, Aves, Passeriformes, Turdidae.